Molecule: messenger RNA, 713 nt
Organism: Dreissena polymorpha
Lineage: Eukaryota; Metazoa; Mollusca; Bivalvia; Myida; Dreissenidae
Exons: 5
Coding region: 135-665 (176 amino acids)
Source: RefSeq, a predicted model, not a curated record
UCUCGUGCGAAAUACUACGCUGGUUUAAUUUGCUUUAAUUACCGAUGGAGUAAACAUUCGUAUGUGGAAAGUCUUCUUGAAAGUGAUGUAAAGUUCGAUACUGUCACUUUGUCUGCACAAGCGAUAGUGAUUUCAUGGAUAUGGAAGGCAAUAUUCUGAAGAAUGCGAUCGUAGCACUUGUAGCAGCCUUAAUGUUCCAAGGACUCGACAUUGUGCAUUGUGCGGAGUGUUGCGCGCCAUAUUUGGAUGGUAACGGGGAGUACCGCGCGUCAUUUUGGUGCCCACAAAAGUGCUGUUACAGACGACAUAUUGGAGCGACACCAACAGAGACUCUUUAUGUCAAAGAAUUGGACUUCCGGUUCCGGGAAUGUUGUGAUAAUCCUGACCACCAAGUGUAUUCAUACGAGCGACGUACGUGCCUUUUACAACAACCAAUAAGUUUAAGAACUUACGUGCUCCUGACGACAGCGGUUUCCAUAGUAACGGUGACCGGGACAAUGGUGUACUGCCUCAUAUCGAAAUGUCAAAACAAAAUACACACGAAGAACAAUGUGAAUGUCUCUAACACUAUAGACAUUGAUGAUAUCACCAAGCCAUUGGAUCCGUUUGCUAGAAUCGACUAUCCAGAAAGAAAAUCGAAUUCAUGGAAAAUCUCUAAACUUUGAUGUCCUAUAGCAAUGUUGCCUUUCUAUGAAUGUAAUAUUACAUAUGUG